Endocarpon pusillum Z07020 is the source of this 795-nucleotide messenger RNA. Its product is annotated as 40S ribosomal protein S3. NCBI's taxonomy places the organism in Eukaryota, Fungi, Ascomycota, Eurotiomycetes, Verrucariales, Verrucariaceae. Gene Ontology annotation, biological process: translation. The coding region runs from base 1 to 795 and encodes 264 amino acids. The transcript has 3 exons. Gene Ontology annotation, cellular component: cytosolic small ribosomal subunit; nucleus. The record is from RefSeq and is a predicted model, not a curated record. Gene Ontology annotation, molecular function: structural constituent of ribosome; RNA binding.
AUGGCUACAGCUCAAGGCGCCAUUUCCAAGCGCCGGAAGUUCGUCGCUGACGGUGUCUUCUAUGCUGAACUGAACGAGUUCUUCCAGAGAGAGCUGGCCGAAGAAGGCUACUCUGGCGUUGAAGUUAGAGUCACUCCUACUGUCACCGACAUCAUCAUCCGUGCAACUCAUACGCAAGAAGUCCUGGGCGAACAAGGCCGAAGAAUCCGAGAACUUACAUCCCUCAUCCAAAAGCGCUUCAAAUUUCCCGAGAACAGCGUCUCGCUCUAUGCCGCCAAAGUCCAGAACAGAGGUCUAUCUGCCGUCGCACAAUGCGAAUCCUUACGCUACAAACUGCUCAACGGGCUGGCUGUUCGAAGAGCUUGCUAUGGUGUGCUGCGAUUCAUUAUGGAAAGCGGUGCAAAGGGCUGUGAAGUGGUUGUCAGUGGAAAGUUGAGGGCUGCUAGAGCGAAGAGCAUGAAGUUUACAGACGGGUUCAUGAUCCACUCAGGUCAACCAGCCAAAGAAUUCAUCGAUUCCGCCACUCGACACGUUCUCCUCCGGCAAGGCGUCCUCGGUAUCAAGGUUAAGAUCAUGCGUGGUAGUGAUCCAGAAGGGAAGUCCGGGCCACAGAAAUCCUUACCAGACUCUGUUACCAUCAUCGAGCCAAAGGAAGAGCAACCGGUUGUACAGCCCAUGUCACAGGACUAUGGUGCCAAAGCAUUGGCGGCUCAACAGGCUGCACAGGACGCCAGGGCUGAGGAAGGUGGAGAAGAAGGUGCCGCGCCAGAGGAGGGUGGUUAUGCGCAGGAGUAG